AUGAGUACGGUCUUCACGGGGCCGUUCACCCUGCCAGACCUGGCGUCCUCCAGCUGCUCGCGGUGGGCCGGCGCCGUCAACUUCGACCACUUGCGCCUGUUCCGGGCGGUGCAGGACCUCGUGAGGCGGGGCAUCCUCGAGUUCGGGGCGGACACGCUCGAGACGGCCGCGGAGGAGGCGGCCGGGAGGGCGCAGCAGCGUUUCGAGAUGCGGAAUGUGCUGAUCCGGAAGGUCGGCGGGUCUAUGCUGCUGGAGGCCCAGAAGAAGGUCGUCAAGCGGCAGGCCCUCAUCGACCGGGCCCUCGCGAGGGACCUGCCCGCUCGGCUAGAGGAGUUGGCGGCCAAGAAGCUCGAGCCGCACAUCCCGUGGUACUACGAGAGCGUGCUCGCAAAGGCCUGA
Molecule: messenger RNA, 399 nt
Organism: Prorocentrum cordatum
Lineage: Eukaryota; Dinophyceae; Prorocentrales; Prorocentraceae
Source: the annotation of a GenBank genome assembly